GGUUUCAAAUGAUGUGUAGGGGCUGAAAACAAGUUAUGAUUUAGUGAGUAGUAAUAAAAUCAUAAUAUAGUCAAUAAACUAAUCUGUAACUCACAACUGCAUGAAUUAAGGCACUUAUCGAGAAAAACGUGCUGUGGUGAUUUACACAGUCAUGUUUCGAGACAGAAGAUUGACAAAUGGACCAGCAGGAAGAGGCAGAGGGGUGUUUCGACCUUCAGGCUUAAAACCCCGAGGCGCAAGAGGUGGCGGACACUUGUCUUCAGGAAGAGUAGUGAAGAAGGCCCAAGCGGCGAGAGCUGUAUCACCUCGGAAGAAAUUAGAGUCUCUCAAACUGAAACUAGCUGCUAAAGGAAUACAAUACGAUGCAAGUUAUAUUCAGAGACAAAGACAAAAGCAGCUACGGAAAGAUGAGAAUUCGUCAGCUGAUGCAGAAGAUGGGGCGUUGUACAAACAGAAGAUGUCAGUAACGCCAGAUCCUGAGCGUAAGUGUACUGAAAAUGAAAUGGAGAAAAUCCAAGAUGCACUUAUAGAGGCUCUCGAACCUCUAGAGGAUGGCUAUUUUCCACGGUUUUACGGUACGUACACGGUGAAGGGUGUGCUCGUCAUGUCGUGUGCCAACGAACAGACAAAACGGUGGCUGGAGAGGAUUGUACCCCAGUUGGAGCCGUGGGAGAGCGGAAAGCUCUGCGUAAAGCCUAGAGGAGAGGUCUCACAGGGGACGAAGGUGCUACUCAAGACACCAAAGUUGUUUGCCAAGACUGACCCCAAAAAGAUCUUGCAGAUGCUCAGCACUCAAAACAAGACCCUCGAGACCAACAUGUGGAAGAACGUCAGUGCGAAAUCGGAAGAUUCGGGCCAGACUCUGGUCUACGUAAUCGACAACCGGAGUCUCGAUGCCAUCCGGGCCUUGAACAAUAAAGUGUACCUCGGAUUAGGCAAUGUCGAGUUAGUUAUCUUAAAUGAUGAGGAGGAUAGCAAGCAGGCCUCUGCAGAUACAGAAAUCGAAAAUGAGGAAGAUGACAAGCAGACCUCUGCCGAUAAAGAGAUGAAAGAUCAGGAGGAUGACAAGCAGACCUCUGCCGAUACAGAGAUGAAAGAUCAGGAGGAUGACAAGCAGACCUCUGCCGAUACAGAGAUGAAAGAUCAGGAGGAUGACAAGCAGACCUCUGCCGAUACAGAGAUGAAAGAUCAGGAGGAUGACGAGCAGCCCUGCGUAGACACAGAAAUGAUUAAUGAGGAGGAGAAUGAUGAGCAGACCACUGCAGAUACAGAAAUGAAAAAUGUGGAGGAGAAUGACGAACAGACCACUACAGAUACAGAAAUGAAAAAUCAGGAGACGUCUGUAGGUACAGAAAUAAGAAAUGUGGACAGUGCUGACAAGCAGACCUCGUAGUUACAGGUGUUGCUCACACAGAAAGAAGUGAAGUUCAUACAUAAGGAAGAGAUGCAGUGUGUGUGUGUGUGUGUGUGUGUGUGUGUGUGUGUGUGGGGGGGGGGGGGGGGGGGGCACAGGCGCAUGUGCUUAAAAUUUCUGUGGGUAUGACUCAUGCUACUUCCCAUCAUAGUACAACCUUGUUUAUUUGGGUGUGUGACCAGAGGAAAACUUAAAAAACAAGAGAAGGUGGUAAUAUGAAUCAUAAUGUUGCGGACCUCAGGCCGAAAACUUUGACACUGCUCUUACUGUUGCUGUUCUUUUUUUUUAUGACUGGACUGCAUUUGAGCCUACAUAUUGAUGUCAAAACUGUCUCUCUCUAUACAGUUUUUCUCUCACACACUUUUAUUGAUUACCAAUUUAACAUUUCUGAUGCCUCAGGAUGUGUCCUGUCGGCUGAUCCCUUCCUUUAGUCAAGUUGUGCCAUAAGUUUUUGUUGUACCUGUUUCAGUUGAUUACUACUUCAUUAAUUAUAUGAGUGACUAUCUCAUCAUUAGUUAUCCAAUCUGCCCAUCACUCUUGAACAUUCUUCUGUAACAUUUUUUGUAACAUGUUUCACUUUUGUACAAGGCUAUUCUUCCCACUGCACACAUUAAAUUUAUAUUAAAUGUUUCUCAGGGAAUGUUUUCUUGCUAUGUCAGUCAUUUGUCACUUAUUUCAUAAGCCAGACAGCAAAACUUGCCAACUUUUUUACCAUUUUAUUUCCAAGUCUAACUCUCCCUGCAUCACCUAAUUUAAAUAGAAUGCAUUCCCUUAUUAUUUUUCUUUUAUUUGUGUUCAUCUUACACUAUCUAUCAAAGGUAGUAUCCAUUUCAAGGCUUACCAUUGGGAAAACAUAUGCUUCUUUCUUAUUUAAAAUUAUUUAGGUAACAAAAUUUACAGUUCGUUGAAAAGCAAAUACUACUCUCUUAGUGGUACUUUCAAUAGACUUGUUGAGCUGCAGUGGAGUACUGUGGAACGCAAUGUGUGCUACCUCCCUUACCCCCUGCUACAUCUUCUUUAUCUGUCGCGGUACCACAGGUACCGACCGAUGUUUCCCAUAUCUACAUCAGAGCAUCUUUAUUUGUCCAUAGAUUUAUAGAAAAUUACUUCAACCUUUUCAGACAAAUUUACUGAAAAUUGUAUGCUCACCACUGUAUUUAAAGGUUGUUUAAUGUAGGAAAUGAAAGUAAAAUUUUCAUCAAGAUCUAAUAGGGGUAAAUGAGAGCUAUAGAAACAAGGUUGUACCACAGCAGCAACAUGAGGUAUUUUAAUGUAGCCUUUGCAAGACAGAUAUGCACAAUUCUCAAUAUUUCCUCCUUAAUAAAGACUUUUUAAAAGUUCCUGUAUGUUAUACCUUUCCUAAAAAAAAUAAAGUGAAAUGUAAGCUGUUCUUUGUUAAUUUAUUAAUUGUGAAUGCACAAUUACUAGGAAAGGAAUGCCUUUUGCUAAGUUAGGCGCUACUAACAUAUAUGCUGUUUGCUCCUUGUGGUAUCCAGUGAGCUAGUGAUAUAAAGUAAAGUAAAGGGUCGACAAUAGGUUCGUGAACUUGCACCACUUAUUGCUCAAACCGCCCUUUUCCGAGCCAAAAAUACCCUUUUGGAAUGGGAAGAGUUAUCUCAACAUAUAAUACCGCACGACAUAAGCAAAUGAAAAUAAGCAAAGUAGAUCAAUUUUCGUGUCAAAUGUUCACUCACUUCAGAUACCUCUCAAAUAGUAAAAAUGGUAGCAUUAAGUCUUUGAACAAGAUCCUAAAUGUGGGCUUUCCACGGCAGUUUACUAUGUAUCUGAACACCUAUAAAUUUGAACUGUUCAGUUUCACCAAUCAUAUGCCCAUUCUUUGAAAUUAAAACAUCAGGUUUUGUUGAAUUGUGUGUUAGUAACUGUAAAAACUGAGUCUUACUGUGAUUUAGUGUUCAUUUUCUACAAGCCAUGAACUUAGGUCAUGAACUGCACUAUUUGAAACAGAGCCAAUGUUGUACACAACAUCCUUUACUACCGAGGUAGUGCCAUCAGCGAACAGAAACAUUUUAGAAUUACCCAUAAUACUAGAGGACAUAUAAGGGACAUGAAUAAUGUUGGUUGUUAAAGUAAGAGGUGAACCAACUGUGAGCUACUCCCCUUAUUCCAUAAUGGUCCAACUUCUGGAGCAAUAAUUUGUAAUCAACACAAUCAAAUGCCUUAGUUAAAUCAAAAACUGUGCCUAGUGUUCGAAACCUUUUGUUUAACUCAUCCAGUAUCUCACAGAGAAGAGAAAAUAUAGCAUUUUCAUUUGUUAAAUGGCUUUUAGAGCCAAACUGUACUUUUGAUUGCAAAUUGUGCAAUAUAAAAUGAUCAAUUGUCCUUACAUACAUGACCUUUUCAAUAACUUUAGCACACACUGAUGGCAUAUCAAUAGGUCUAAAAUAGUCUACAUUAUCCCUUUCUCCCUUUUUAUAAAGUGACUUUACUAUUGAGUUCUUUAAUUGUUCAAGAAACAGACCAUUCCUAACGGUAAAAUUACAAAUAUGGCUAAAUGCAGGGAUAAGAUGUGCAACACAGUUUUUUUAAUAUUCUGGUAAUAUUGUGUAAAAAGAGAAUGUCAUGGUUAAAAGAAAGUUAGUGCCAUACUCAGGCACAAACUGAAAUAGUGUUUUUUACAAGGAGCUGCAUUAAACACAUCUGAUAUGAUA
Schistocerca gregaria is the source of this 4083-nucleotide messenger RNA. RefSeq names its product YTH domain-containing protein 1-like. The coding region runs from base 152 to 1393 and encodes 413 amino acids. The record is from RefSeq and is a predicted model, not a curated record. The transcript has 4 exons. NCBI's taxonomy places the organism in Eukaryota, Metazoa, Arthropoda, Insecta, Orthoptera, Acrididae.